AUAUAUAUAUAUACAUAUGUGUGUGUGUGUGUAUAUGCAUAUGUGUAUGGCUUUUUGAUCAGUUUCCCCACUUUGCUAAUAUAAUUGUUUUUGUGGGGUUCAUAGUUUUUGAAGAAAUCUGAUUGGGUCUGUCUCAGGCCAAAUCCCCACCUUAUACUCUCUCUCUCUCUCUCUAUACUGUUUGAAGAGAGCUAGCUUUAUAUAGAAGACUUGCCUCAACCUUACCUGCUCAAGGUGGGGGUCAAUGAAAGAGGGCAAGAAAGUUCAUAGAAAAAGCUAAAAGGGCUUAAAGCUUAAAGAAAGCUGAUUUCUUCACAAAGCCAAGUGCUGCUGCUUUCUCCAUAUCUCAUCUCUCUCUCUCUCUCUCUCUCUCUCUCUCUCUCUGUUCUCUCUAUCUCUUACUGGUUCCAUUGAUGAGUAAAGCUGGAAGAAACAGCAUCCACUACUUCUACAGGUGUACAGGUAGGGCUUGACACUGCUUCAUCUACAAGAUAUAUUCCACACAAAACCACAACAAUUCGCCCAUGUUAGACGACAGCCACAACCACAACACUGCUGCUGCUUCCGCUGGUCCAUCUUCCUCUUCUGAUGCCUUCACCUCCUCCGAAAAUGGUGUCUCCGCCAAGCGCAAACGGAGACCCGCCGGCACCCCAGAUCCAGAUGCGGAGGUGGUCUCGCUGUCGCCGAAGACGCUGCUGGAGUCGGAUCGGUACGUGUGCGAGAUCUGCAACCAGGGGUUCCAGAGGGACCAGAACCUGCAGAUGCACCGGCGGCGGCACAAGGUGCCGUGGAAGCUGCUGAAGAGGGAGUCGCCGGAGGUGAAGAAGAGGGUGUUCGUGUGCCCGGAGCCGAGCUGCCUGCACCACGACCCCUGCCAUGCCCUCGGCGAUCUCGUCGGCAUCAAGAAGCACUUUCGGCGCAAGCACAGCAACAACAAGCAGUGGGUCUGCGACAAGUGCUCCAAAGGCUACGCCGUCCAGUCCGAUUACAAGGCCCAUCUCAAGACUUGCGGCACCAGAGGCCAUUCCUGCGACUGUGGCCGUGUCUUUUCCAGAGUUGAAAGCUUCAUCGAACACCAAGACACCUGCACCGUCCGGCGGGUCCGGCCGGAACUCCAGGCCUUGCAGCCGGCGUGCUCCUCCCGGACGGCCUCGAGCACGAGCCCGUCGAGCGACGCGAAUUUUGGCAUUGUCCCAUUGCAAAGGCUGGCGCUUCCGACGCCGCCUCAUGAACACAAUUUGGAGCUUCAGCUUCUGCCAUCCUCAAACGCUUAUGCAACUCAAAGCUGCGAUGAAAAUCACGAAACCAAUUUGAAACUCUCAAUUGGGUCGAAUAAUUUGGAUGCUGUGGAAGCCAUGGAAGCUUCGAGAUUGAAGGAAGGGGCCAGCGAACAGCUCAAGCUGGCCAUGGCGGAAAAGGCUUAUGCCGAAGAGGCGAGACAGCACGCCAAAAAGCAGCUUGAAAUGGCGGAGAUGGAGUUUGCGAAUGCCAAGAGAAUUCGGCAACAAGCUCAGUCUGAGCUCGAGAAGGCUCAUCUUCUGAAAGAUCAGGCGACCAAGAGGAUUAGUUCGACCAUUCUGCAAAUAACUUGCCAUUCUUGCAAACAACAGUUCGAGGCAUCGACUUCUGGUGUGCCGCCGGCCGACGAGACUUCUCUCGCCGCCAGUUACAUGUCCUCCGCCAUUACAGAAGGAGAAGGAGAGUAAACCAUACCAAUAUAUAAGUUUUCUCUCUCAAAGUCGCUAUUUUUAUUGUUAAAGGGGUUCUUGAUCAUUGCUGCUUCUUCUCUAUUUCUCAUGCUGGAUCGUGUGGGUGUCAAUGUGUCUAGUGAGUGUCGUUCAUCCUUUUCUUUUAGUUUGUGCUGAAUAUUUCUUCAUUUGUUAAAAGGAAAAAAAAUAUUAUAUAUCAUGAAUGUUUUAGUUUUUUUA
Messenger RNA from Diospyros lotus (date-plum), 1928 nucleotides. RefSeq names its product zinc finger protein SHOOT GRAVITROPISM 5. The record is from RefSeq and is a predicted model, not a curated record. Gene Ontology annotation, cellular component: nucleus. The transcript has 3 exons. Bases 525 to 1706 code for a protein of 393 amino acids. Gene Ontology annotation, molecular function: DNA-binding transcription factor activity. NCBI's taxonomy places the organism in Eukaryota, Viridiplantae, Streptophyta, Magnoliopsida, Ericales, Ebenaceae.